Trichobilharzia regenti is the source of this 1378-nucleotide messenger RNA. NCBI's taxonomy places the organism in Eukaryota, Metazoa, Platyhelminthes, Trematoda, Strigeidida, Schistosomatidae. The record is from the annotation of a GenBank genome assembly.
GUUGCUACCACGUUACUAGACUUAGUGUUUUGCGUCUCUUUAAGCUGUAGAAAAUGUCAGAUACUUUUGAUUGUACAAAUACUCGUAUGAAUAGUGGGAAACAAAAGCAAAAGAACAACAUACUGAAAAACUUUGGUUUUCUAGUUCCUCACAUGUCUGAUUUUGAAUGUGAGUUGCAAGAACUUCUAAUCGAAAUUGAUAUGCUGAUUGAAAAAAAGAAAUGUGAUUGGCAGAAAGACCUACAUGUCCUCGAAAAAAAGUUAGCAGUGAAAGUUAAAGAAAAUAACAGGCUUCAAGACCUUGUUGGUGAAAAAGAAAAAGAUGUAAGGACAGUAUUUUUCAACUAAUGUUGUCACAGUUACAAAAAGCCAUCAUGCGUCUAAACUUAUUUGAAUCUAAACAUUCAAACACUGAUUGUGAGAAACAAAUUGAAGAGCUGAGUUGUAAGAUCGAUGCAAUGAAGGCGAGUUAUACUAAUCUUCAAAGAAAAUAUCAGAAACAAUUGAUUGCGGAAAAAAGUGACUUUUCGUCGCAUCUACAGAAUCUUGAAAAAGAAAAUGAAGCACUUAAAUCAGAUUACGAAAGACUGAGGCAAAAGAAUGAACAAACAAUUUCAUCAUUGAGACAACAGCUAGUUGAAGAGAAAAACUGCAGCCUUAGUAUCCAGAGACGCUGUGAUGAACUUCAGUCACAACUUGAAAGUAAAACAAAAGAAGAGGUGAAUCAAAAGAGCGUUACCGAAGAGUUAGAAAAACAACACAAACUAGCUCUGGGUGAACUUGAGAAACAGUUAGAAGAACAAAAGCAUACAAUAAAACAUCAGGCUGAAGAAUUAAUGAUUGCAAAGACAACACUUAAAAAUAAGACUUCUGAGAUUCAUCGUCUUUCUCAUGAAGCUGAAUUAAAGAAAACUGAUUUGAUUAAUUCUCAAAAAUCUGUUAAACGAUUAGAGAAAACAGUGGCAAGGCAUUUAAAUCUACUCUUGAGUCAAAAGCAGAAUUCAGCGUCUACUUCACCGUGUAAAAGUACAGGUGUCAUUUCACCUACUGCUGAUUCAUCGUCUAUUUUACCAAGACAUUUAGAACAACCUUCAGAGGAUCAAGAAGAAAUUAAUCAAAAAGUUCGAUAUUUAGAAAAGCAAUUGAAUGAAGCUAACAAUGCACUGAUAGAAAAGAUGCUAGAAAUUAGUCGAUUAGAGAAUACAUGUCAAACAGCAUCUGCAACAAUUCGUCGUUUAGUUGAAUCUAAAGCCUAUUCUACUGGACAAACUAAAUCAUUGGAGGCAUCUAUUCAUGAAGCGUGUGAAAGAGUUGAAAAUUUUGAAGGACAAUUAAUGAUAGUCGAAAAAGUGAGUUCAACUGUAUGUUGGUUAUUUUAA